UCUUGGCUUGAAGAUGAUUUGUUCGGUGAAACAGUCUUUAAGCCCAGUUCAUGGCGCCGAGGUUUUUCUCAGCAAAAAACGUAUCUUCCCCUCGAACAGAUCCUCCCUCCUGCCGCCUCUGCGAACCCAGAAGUCGUCAUGCGCCUUCGUCUCGCUCUCUAGACCCCUUCACAUAGCGUCGGUCGAGUCCUUCGGAUCGCCGCCGAGGAAGCAAGAGAAGGACUUGAUAAAAUGCGAGGCCUACGAGGCAGACCAGUCGAAGCCGAUCGACGCAGGGGCGGCCCCGUCGGAGGUCGCGAAGAGGGUCAAGAUCGGGGUUUACUUCGCGACUUGGUGGGCUUUGAAUGUGGUUUUCAAUAUCUACAACAAGAAGGUGUUGAAUGCUUACCCCUACCCUUGGUUGACCUCCACGCUCUCGCUUGCAUGUGGGUCUCUCAUGAUGUUGGUCUCUUGGGCCACGAGGAUCGCCGAGACCCCGAAGACUGAUUUCGAGUUCUGGAAGACUUUGUUUCCUGUUGCUCUGGCACAUACAAUUGGGCAUGUUGCAGCAACUGUGAGCAUGUCGAAGGUUGCAGUGUCGUUCACCCACAUCAUCAAGAGUGGCGAGCCUGCAUUUAGUGUGUUGGUCUCAAGGUUCCUCUUGGGCGAAACAUUUCCGGUGUCUGUUUAUUUGUCCCUCCUGCCGAUUAUUGGUGGUUGCGCCCUUGCUGCCGUGACUGAGCUCAACUUUAACAUGAUUGGUUUCAUGGGGGCUAUGAUAUCAAAUUUAGCAUUUGUCUUCCGAAACAUAUUUUCGAAGAAAGGCAUGAAGGGCAAGUCUGUUAGUGGAAUGAAUUACUAUGCGUGCCUGUCGAUCCUGUCUCUUGUAAUUCUCACUCCAUUUGCCAUUGCUGUGGAGGGACCACAGAUGUGGGCAGCAGGUUGGCAAAAGGCCGUAUCAGACAUUGGACCCCAUUUUGUCUGGUGGGUGGUGGCACAAAGUGUGUUCUACCAUCUCUACAACCAGGUGUCAUACAUGUCCUUGGACGAGAUAUCGCCCUUGACGUUUAGCAUCGGUAACACCAUGAAACGUAUAUCUGUGAUCGUCUCCUCCAUCAUCAUUUUCCACACCCCCGUUCAGCCCGUCAAUGCUCUUGGUGCUGCCAUCGCCAUCCUUGGAACCUUCCUGUAUUCCCAGGCGAAGCAGUAAAAGCUGGCAUCGAGCACUGGCUCGGGUUCGACGAGAUCGAUGAUGGGUCGGGAGCCACUGGAUUGGGGGGGAUCAAGCUGGACCGGGCAGUGGUGUUCUGUAUAUUACAAUAAGAAGAACCAAAUACAUAAACAGCUGUGAGAGUUUUAAUGUUAUACGAGAGGGUUCAUUAGGGACUUUGUUUUUGUUUUUGUUUUUUGUUUUUUUUGUUUUUUGUCUUUUAUAUUUAAUCUUUUUUUGUUUAUUAAGAUGCUUUGUGGGAGAGAUUUCCAAGAAUAACGGGCAACUUUAUCAGGGGUGGGGAAGAACAAGACCCUUCUUUGGACAAUGGACAUUGCGUUUGCUUUGC
Rhodamnia argentea is the source of this 1538-nucleotide messenger RNA. RefSeq names its product glucose-6-phosphate/phosphate translocator 1, chloroplastic. Gene Ontology annotation, molecular function: triose-phosphate transmembrane transporter activity; antiporter activity; phosphoglycerate transmembrane transporter activity. Gene Ontology annotation, cellular component: Golgi apparatus; membrane. Gene Ontology annotation, biological process: transmembrane transport. The record is from RefSeq and is a predicted model, not a curated record. The transcript has 6 exons. The coding region runs from base 14 to 1189 and encodes 391 amino acids. NCBI's taxonomy places the organism in Eukaryota, Viridiplantae, Streptophyta, Magnoliopsida, Myrtales, Myrtaceae.